Molecule: messenger RNA, 590 nt
Organism: Penaeus chinensis
Lineage: Eukaryota; Metazoa; Arthropoda; Malacostraca; Decapoda; Penaeidae
Product: cuticle protein AMP1B-like
Exons: 3
Coding region: 1-459 (152 amino acids)
Cellular component (GO): chitin-based extracellular matrix
Molecular function (GO): structural constituent of chitin-based larval cuticle
Source: RefSeq, a predicted model, not a curated record
AUGGUCUCAAAGGUCCUCCUGAGCGUUUUGCUAGCAGUGGCGGCGGCUGCCCCUCAGAGUUACAGGCCACCAUCCAACACCUACUCGGCGCCCGGCGGAAGCUCCGGCCCCGUCGUCCCCAUCCUCGUGGACGACCGCGAAGGACCUGAUCAGUUCGGCAACUACAACUUCAACUUCGAGACUGGCGACGGCAUCAGCCGCCAGGAGCAGGGCGCUCCCCAGGGCGAGCUCGGCGCCGUGGCCUCGCAGGGCGGAUGGAGUUUCACCUUCCCCGAUGGCACCCCCGGAGUGUUCAGUUUCGUUGCCGACGGCGCUGGCUACCAGCCCCAGUCCAACCUGCUGCCCACGCCCCAUCCUCUCCCCGCCCACGCGAUCGCACAGAUCGAGAAGGCUCGUCAGGAGGACGCCGCCGGCGCAUCUCAUUCCUCGGCCCCUAGCAGAAACUAUGGACUUCCUUGAACACACUCCAGUCACAAAGGACUCCCGUGAGUCUCGUCCAUUUGAGCUCUCAUGAGGUUCUGCCCGUCUAUCAUCUGUCACCUCUCCAUAAUGUGUGCUUUCUGUUGUGAGUGAGUUGUAUAAUAAAUAUU